This is a messenger RNA of Megalops cyprinoides (Indo-Pacific tarpon), 2612 nucleotides long. Its product is annotated as probable ATP-dependent RNA helicase DDX17. Lineage: Eukaryota; Metazoa; Chordata; Actinopteri; Elopiformes; Megalopidae. Gene Ontology annotation, biological process: alternative mRNA splicing, via spliceosome. The transcript is spliced from 13 exons. The record is from RefSeq and is a predicted model, not a curated record. Bases 332 to 2410 code for a protein of 692 amino acids. Gene Ontology annotation, molecular function: RNA helicase activity; RNA binding; ATP binding. Gene Ontology annotation, cellular component: nucleus; cytoplasm; ribonucleoprotein complex.
UCAUACGUUUGUCGACUUAACCGCCAUCUUCUCAUCACAAAACUGCUGUAACGCUAGACGGGAUACCCUAAGAGGAUCUAGGCGCAAUUAACAGCUUGUUAGUAUUAGCUUGUUAGUGAAAAUACCAGCCAAGUGCUAAUUCAUUCGAGUAUAAGAUAAUUCUGAAACUUGUUUCGCUCGAUAGUGUAGGUAAUUUAACGAUUGGAAGAAGGAAAAAAAAACCGGUGGGGAGUCUCAGGGCAUUAGCAAGCUAGGUAGCUACUUUGAAAAGUUGGCUAACGUUAUAAGGCCUUAGUGUUUUUGUUGUCGUAAUUUAGGGAUUUUGCAGGAAAUGAGGGGGAGUUCAUCAUAUGGAGACAGAGACAGGGACCGAGGACGCGACAGAGGUCGCCUCUCUCCUAGCCCUCGUUUUGGGUCAAGUCGGGGUGGCCCUCCUCCCAACAAGAAGUUUGGGAACCCAGGGGAGCGCCUACGCAAGAAGAAAUGGGACCUAGAUGAGCUGCCCAAAUUUGAGAAGAACUUUUAUAGCGAGCACCCUGAGGUGCAGCGCAUGACCCAGUAUGACAUUGAGGAGUUUCGCAGGAAGAAGGAGAUCACCAUCAGGGGGUCAGGCUGCCCCAAGCCAGUCACCAGCUUUCACCAGGCCCAAUUCCCCCAGUAUGUGAUGGACGUGCUGAUGCAGCAGAACUUCAAGGAGCCCACGGCCAUCCAGGCCCAGGGCUUCCCUCUGGCGCUGAGCGGGAGGGACAUGGUGGGCAUUGCCCAGACCGGAUCUGGGAAGACCCUCUCGUAUCUUCUGCCUGCUAUAGUGCAUAUCAACCACCAGCCAUACCUGGAACGAGGAGAUGGACCCAUUUGCCUGGUCCUGGCUCCAACCAGAGAGUUGGCCCAGCAAGUGCAGCAAGUGGCAUUCGACUAUGGCAAGUCCUCCCGCAUCAAGAGCACCUGUGUGUACGGGGGGGCACCCAAGGGGCCUCAGAUACGUGACCUGGAGAGAGGAGUGGAGAUCUGCAUAGCCACGCCCGGCCGUCUUAUAGACUUCCUGGAGGCGGGCAAGACCAACCUGCGGCGCUGCACCUACCUGGUGCUGGAUGAAGCCGACCGCAUGCUGGACAUGGGUUUCGAGCCGCAGAUCCGCAAGAUUGUGGACCAGAUCCGGCCUGACCGGCAAACACUGAUGUGGAGCGCCACCUGGCCCAAGGAGGUGCGCCAGCUGGCCGAGGACUUCCUGCGGGACUACGUGCAGAUCAACGUCGGCGCCCUGGAGCUCAGCGCCAACCACAACAUCCUGCAGAUCGUCGACGUCUGCAUGGAGAGCGAGAAGGACAACAAGCUGAUCCAGCUGAUGGAGGAGAUCAUGGCCGAGAAGGAGAACAAGACCAUUAUCUUUGUGGAGACCAAGAAGCGCUGUGACGAGCUCACCCGCAGGAUGAGGCGAGAUGGGUGGCCAGCAAUGUGUAUCCAUGGUGACAAGAGCCAGCCAGAGAGAGACUGGGUACUGACAGAGUUCCGCAGUGGCAAAGCGCCCAUUCUCAUUGCCACUGACGUGGCAUCCCGUGGUCUGGACGUGGAGGAUGUUAAGUUUGUCAUCAACUACGACUACCCCAACUCCUCAGAGGACUACGUGCACAGGAUCGGCCGUACGGCCCGCAGCACCAACAAGGGCACGGCCUACACCUUCUUCACCCCGGGGAACCUGCGCCAGGCCCGCGACCUGGUCCGGGUUCUGGAGGAGGCCCGGCAGGCCAUCAACCCCAAGCUGCUGCAGCUGGUGGACUCCGGCCGCGGAGGAGGAGGGGGUGGCAGGUCCCGUUACCGCGGCAGCGGCUCCAACUCCAACAACCCCAACCUGAUGUACCAGGAGGAGUGCGAGCGGCGCAUGCGCACCGUGGGCGGGGCCAGCAAGGACAGCCGCGGCGGCAGCGGCGGGGGUGGAGGCAGCAGCGGGGGCAGCAGCUUCAGCCGGGACAGCAGGGGUGGAGGGGGCAGCCGGGACGGGGACAGGUCCUCGUCCUCCUCCUCGUACAGGGACCGCAGUGGCAGGGACAGCCGGAGCGGAGGCAGUUACGGGACCGCGGCAAACUCCACCUCCUCUUUCGGGGGCAUGGGAGAGCAGUACCAGGCCUACAGCGGGGCCGGCGGUGCCCAGUAUAACUCCAGGGGCGGGCCCCAGGCAGGGGCCAGCGCGCCUGGAGGUAGCAGCGGGGUCCAGGAGCAGGCAGUCCAGCAGCAGGGACAGUUUGGGAAUUUAGGCGGUAGACCCGGCCAGCCCCCUCCACCUCCAGCGGGACCCCAGCCCCUGAUGGCACAGCAGUUCACCCCACCUCAACCCAUGAUGGGGUUCAUGGGACAGGGCCCCUACCAGUUUGCACCUCCACCUCCUCCCCCCCCUCCUCCCCCUAGGAAAUAAAGGCAGUUGUGUACCUUCUUCCCUAGCAAUAGGUGCAUUGAUCAGUUAAACAGAAAAGGCCCCCCAACCCUUUUUUAUAGCCAUGAAAUUGUACCCAUGCUACCCUUUCUUUCCAGGGUUUGAAGGUAGGGAACUGUUGGUAUUUUGUCAAGGGACGGAGGAGAUUGUAUUAGCGUUUCAACUUGGUAAGGUUUUGGGAAGG